CCCGGAGAUAUUAUAUUCUGUCGAUCGGCCGGUGGAUAAUCCGAUAGUAUUAAAUCUUCUACUAUGAAUUGGCAUCGUUGGAUCAGUGUUUUCAAUAUGAGCCGUGCGAUGGGAUUGCCUCGCAAAUCUUACCGUCCAAAUUAAUUAGGAAUUGAAAUUUCAAAACAUGUUAGGAGAGAGGGAGAGAUGCUCCGAAGAAGAACAAACAAAACCGAAAGCCCUCAGCUUUUUUGUUUACGCUGUUUCACCAAAUAUUUCUCUUCUUCUUCUGAGCUAAACUCAUUGGAACCCUAAUUUAUCUCUCUCUCUCUAAGCUUGUCCUUUUCCUCAUCGUAUAUGCUGAUCAGAAUUCCUUUUUCAAAUUUUCCUUCGAUUGGCUCGCGUUUCUCGCAUUUCGCGCGGAUUUGGUCUGGCUUCAGAUCUGACGUUUUUGUGUUUCUCGAAUUGAUUUGUAGAAUUUUUGGGCUUUUGCGCGGCCGGAUUUUUCGGCGAUAGUAAAACAGUGAAUUUCAAAAGGAAAAAAAGGAAAUAUUGGAAUACAGGGAAUUCGAAUGGGUGAGGGCGGUGAUGGAGGCGAAUUCCCGCCAAAAAAGGAGCAACCAGAAGCGUCUGAUUUCCCGGUGAAGAAUCCGGCGAGGCAGCUCGACUUCACUGGUGGCGCCGACGCGGUUCUGCCGGAAAAUUCUCAUUGCAAAGCCUCGGCUCCCGCCGCCGUAACUGCGACGGCGGUGAAGACAAGUAAGGCACCCGGAAUCGGGCAAGUGCGGCCGACGAUGCCAGUGGUGCCGCUGACGCCGUCGUCGCAAUCGCAGGUCCUUCAUUCCUCAGCCAGGCUUUCAAAGCUGGAAUCUCCCAAAUCGAGAGCAAGACCUUCUGUGGAUGCAAGAGAUGGAACUCCUCAGAAGAAAAAACAGUGUAACUGCAAACACUCACGGUGCUUGAAGUUGUAUUGUGAAUGCUUUGCAUCCGGCACAUACUGUGAUGGAUGCAACUGUACAAAUUGCUUCAACAACGUUGAAAACGAAGCUGCUAGACGAGAAGCUGUGGAUGCAACUCUGGAUCGGAAUCCUAAUGCAUUCAGACCUAAAAUUGCUAGCAGUCCUCAUGGUGCAUGUGACAGUAGGGAGGAGGUUGGUGAAGUUCUCGUGUUAGGGAAGCACAACAAAGGAUGCCACUGCAAGAAAUCGGGUUGCCUGAAGAAGUAUUGUGAAUGCUUUCAGGCAAAUAUUCUCUGUUCUGAGAACUGCAAAUGCUUGGAUUGCAAAAACUAUGAAGGGAGUGAAGAGAGACAGGCUCUGUUUCAUGGCGGUGAACAUGCCAACAACAUGGGUUAUCUCCAACAGGAAGCAAAAGCUGCCAUUACUGGAGCUGUUGGUUCCUGUGGCUUUGCUUCCUCUCCAGCGCCUAAAAGGAAGAAAUCUCAGGAAAUCAUCUUCAGCCAAGCAACCGAGGAUCCAUCUGUUCAUAGGCUCAGCCAUUUUCAUCAGGCAAAUAGUGGAAUAUCCACUGGACCAAUGUCGAGUAGAUCUCCUCAAGUACCCGUUUCUCGUGCUUCUGGCAAUGUGUCAUUAGGUCCAUCCAAAUUUUUAUAUAGGUCUCUCUUGGCAGAUAUCAUUCAACCACAAGAUGUGAAAGCACUUUGCUCUGUUUUGGUUGCUGUAGCUGGAGAAGCUGCAAAGACAUUAGCAGACGAGAGAAUUGAAACAGAGAAAAGGAUGGAAGUUCAGAAAGAAACUUUCUUGGCCUCUUCUGCACAGGAUCAAGGGCAAGGUGUCAAGGCCGAGAAAGUUGAAACUGGUGAUGGUAAACCUUGUGGAGAAGAUUCAAACUCAGAAGACGGAAGGCCUCUGUCUCCCACAACUUUGGAAUUGAUGUGCGAUGAAGAGGACACUAUGUUCAUACUGGCAGCUUCAUCUAAUGCUUCAGUGGAUGCCGAUUCUGAGAAAACCUCACAGCUACCUAACGGGAAAGGCCUAUCAGAAAUCUAUGCAGAGCGGGAGAGAAUAGUAUUGACCAAGUUCUGGGACUGCCUUCAUCGACUCAUCUCCUACGGUGAAUUAAAGGAAUCAAAUUGUUCGUCUUUCGCAAGAACACAUAGAGGAAUGGCUGCAGCUUUGGAAACCGAAGCCGGGUUUAAUCAGGGACCGACCAUGAAUGGAGUUUCCCGACCAAGUACCCAAUCUACAACCAAACCACCACUGCCCCGACUGACUGCAACUUCGGUUCAAAACCCUUCAAACACUCAUCUUCAUAAAGCUCCACAGGUUUGACAGAGAAGAAAAACCUCUGAACAAAGAACUUAGGACAAUAACAUACAAAGACAAGAAUUCCUGGCAGUGGCAUGACCCUCUUGUUGUUAUGAGGUAUGCUACCGCCUUUCUGUAACCCUAUAUAUCGUCUUCUUCUUCUUCUUCUUCUUUUUGAUCUAAAGCUUGGCUGGUCAUUAGUGAGGAAUCACAGUCUGGUUGUAUCAUUAAGUUUUUGAGUUAAUUUUCUUCUACAUUAUCCAUCUUUGAUUCUUCU
Molecule: messenger RNA, 2523 nt
Organism: Tarenaya hassleriana
Lineage: Eukaryota; Viridiplantae; Streptophyta; Magnoliopsida; Brassicales; Cleomaceae
Product: protein tesmin/TSO1-like CXC 5
Exons: 8
Coding region: 552-2270 (572 amino acids)
Biological process (GO): regulation of DNA-templated transcription
Cellular component (GO): nucleus
Source: RefSeq, a predicted model, not a curated record